This is a messenger RNA of Arachis duranensis, 1008 nucleotides long. RefSeq lists its product as uncharacterized. The transcript is spliced from 9 exons. Lineage: Eukaryota; Viridiplantae; Streptophyta; Magnoliopsida; Fabales; Fabaceae. The record is from RefSeq and is a predicted model, not a curated record. The coding region runs from base 1 to 1008 and encodes 335 amino acids.
AUGGCGCCUCUCUCUGUGUCGCGCACUUGUGUUUUGUACUUGCUUAGGGUUUUGGGUUUUUCAGUUACUUAUGUGCGUGGAGGAAAAAUACACGCCUCAGUUAAGAAGGCUUUUGUGUCUCGAUUCGUGAAUUUGCUGGAGGAAGGAAUAUCUUACCAAAUAAGAUAUUUUGGUGUUGGACUCAAUAAGGGUUACUUCAAGACUACACAUCAUGAAUACGUGGUUAAUUUAAACCAACGUACUGAUGUGCACAGACUUCCAGAAUCGUCGAGUAUCCCACGAUAUGGAUUUAAGUUUGUGAGUUUUGACACUCUCAAUACUCCUGGGUAUGAUUGCACCUAUUUAGUUGAUGUUGUUGGAUAUCUUGCUGGAAUUGGGAAUGCGAAGACUCUUGAAAAGGAUGGCAAAUCUACCAAAUAUACUGUUAUCGAAUUAGAGAUUGAUGAUGGAAAAAUAAUGGAGUGUGCACUUCUUGGCAACUAUGUACAUGAAUUAAAUACUUUUCUGGGAUCUGACUGUAAGGAUGGAGCUGUUGUCGUCUUACAGUUUGUUAGAGUGAAGUUAUUUAACGAAAAGAUUGUUUUACAAAAUUCCAUGUAUGGCACAAAGAUGUUCUUCAAUCUUGAAGAUACAACUGUCAUCCAAUUUAAAAAUAGAUUUGAAGAAUCUAGAGGUAAUAUUGGCAGAAUUUCAAAUGAGGCUGCAUUCUUAAAAAUUUAUCAAGGCAAAACCAUCGAACAGUUAAAAGAAUUCGAUACGGAAUUUGACUACACCGGUAGUUUGCUUCCAAUUUCAAAAACAUCCUCAAUCAUUGAAGGGGAGAAAGUAAAAGGUGCUAAGAAUUUGUUGCUUGAAUUCUCCAAUGAAGUUGCUGCCAAUGAUAAAUCCGAAUUGUUGGAAAAUGCUAUUACACCAACUAAGCGAUUAUGCUCGGAGUCGGAAGAAUCGAAGAUUCGAAAUGAAAUGUGUAACAAGGAGCACAACAUCCUAUGCCAAUUGCUUUUCUAA